GAGCCUAACAAUCAUAAACUGAUGGUCCUAUAUCACCUGACAUUGGGAAGCUGGAGCAUUUGAGGCUUUUAAUGCUUCAUAACAACAACUUUUAUGGGGCAAUUCCUUCUGAGCUGGGUAAUUGCACAGAGCUGCAGGGAAUAUACUUGCAGGGAAAUUACUUAAGUGGAUUAAUCCCAAGUGAAUUGGGAAACCUAACUUCACUUCGGAAUCUGGAUAUCUCAAGCAACUCUCUCAGUGGAUCUAUCCCUCCUUCACUUGGGAAGUUAGAUAAGCUCGUUACGUUCAAUGUGUCAAACAAUUUUCUGGUAGGGCCUAUACCAUCACAAGGUGUAUUCAGCAUCUAUACAUUGAGCUCUUUUGUUGGAAAUCGUGAUUUAUGUGGAAAGCAAAUCAAUGUGGCAUGCAAAGAUGACGGUGGAGGAGCUACAACAAAUUCCCAAUCUCCUACUUCAGCUCAAAAUCCAGCUGGGAAAAAGAAAUACUCUGGAAGGCUUCUCAUUAGUGCCUCAGCAACUGUGGGAGCACUGCUUUUGGUGGCACUUAUGUGUUUUUGGGGUUGCUUCCUAUAUAAGAAGUUUGGUAAAAAUGAGGGCAGAACUCUUGCCAUGGAUGUCAGUGGAGGGGCAUCAAUUGUUAUGUUUCAUGGAGACUUGCCAUACACAUCAAAAGACAUCAUAAAGAAAUUGGAAACUUUGAAUGAGGAACACGUUAUAGGUACUGGGGGCUUUGGGACAGUAUAUAAGCUUGCAAUGGAUGAUGGUAAUGUUUUUGCUUUGAAACGAAUUGUGAAGAUGAAUGAGGGAUUCGAUCGUUUUUUUGAGAGAGAGCUUGAAAUUCUUGGAAGCAUAAAACACCGAUACCUAGUGAACUUGCGAGGAUAUUGUAAUUCACCUACAUCGAAGCUGUUAAUUUAUGAUUUCUUGGCUGGUGGUAGUCUUGAUGAAGCUCUUCAUGAACGAUCUGAGCAGUUAGACUGGGAAGCACGCUUGAACAUUAUUAUGGGGGCAGCAAAAGGACUGGCCUAUUUACACCAUGAUUGUUCUCCUAGGAUCAUACACCGUGACAUAAAGUCCAGCAACAUUUUACUUGAUAGCAACUUGGAGGCUCGAGUAUCAGACUUUGGACUUGCCAAGCUAUUAGAGGAUGAAGAAUCCCAUAUUACAACCAUUGUUGCAGGAACUUUCGGUUAUUUGGCGCCAGAGUAUAUGGCAAGUGGGAGAGCAACUGAAAAGACAGAUGUCUAUAGUUUUGGGGUCUUGGUGCUCGAAGUCUUAAGUGGAAAGAGACCCACUGAUGCAUCUUUCAUUGAAAAGGGCCUCAACAUCGUUGGCUGGUUAAAUUUCUUGAUCACAGAGAAUAGGCAACGAGAGAUUGUAGAUCCAAAUUGUGACGGGGUGCAGGUGGAAAGCCUUGAUGCCUUGCUCUCAGUUGCUAUCCAGUGUGUUUCUUCAAGCCCAGAGGAUCGACCCACCAUGCACAGGGUGGUCCAGUUGCUUGAAUCUGAAGUGAUGACCCCAUGCCCAAGUGAUUUUUAUGAUUCCAAUUCUGAUUGAAUCUGAAGCUGAAAGUGAAAGUGCAUUU
Theobroma umbraticum is the source of this 1584-nucleotide messenger RNA. It is a transcript of the gene FEI1, whose product is annotated as Leucine-rich repeat protein kinase family protein. Gene Ontology annotation, molecular function: protein binding; protein kinase activity; ATP binding. Lineage: Eukaryota; Viridiplantae; Streptophyta; Magnoliopsida; Malvales; Malvaceae. Gene Ontology annotation, biological process: protein phosphorylation. The record is from RefSeq and is a predicted model, not a curated record.